Molecule: messenger RNA, 2113 nt
Organism: Clupea harengus (Atlantic herring)
Lineage: Eukaryota; Metazoa; Chordata; Actinopteri; Clupeiformes; Clupeidae
Gene: ppp1r15a
Product: protein phosphatase 1, regulatory subunit 15A
Biological process (GO): response to endoplasmic reticulum stress
Cellular component (GO): endoplasmic reticulum; protein phosphatase type 1 complex
Molecular function (GO): protein phosphatase regulator activity
Source: RefSeq, a predicted model, not a curated record
AUAACCUACAUUUUGUCACGCUCAUAUAUUUAAUGGUCUUUUUUUCAAGGGGUUAGGGAUUUUACGAGACUUCAUUUUCACUUUAGUUUGAUGUUGCCUUCUCGCUUUCGACACUUCUGUUUUUGUCCUUGUUCCCGCCCACAUCCCUGUUGCUUGGUAUCGUAUCUGUAAACAGAAAUGAUGCAAUGCUGUAAGAAUUUGACGCUUACGUCGAGGCCACGCCUCAUUUAUGGGAUUUCUGGAAACGUAGAGAAAGUGUACGUGCUUUCCCGCUCGUAGGUUGGUCUUUGAGGUCAUGGUCCGCCUACAUUAGCUGGUUCCCAAUCGUCUAUUGGUCAGAGUAGAAACAGCCCGCCCCAUUUUCCAGACGUCAGCUGCGUAUGUGUAUAAAAUUGUUUAUGCCGAGGUCGUUAUCACAUUCUUCUUCAUGAGCUACUACAACGAAUAUGUGUCACAUUUUACGAGCCACAUGCAUACCUUUUUGAGUUACCACACAAAUAACAGGAGUUUACUAGAAAUGGAAUAUACCAAGAGGACUACAGACAAGCAGACAAGUAAUAACGUCGAGGGAACAACAGUGAAAACUCGAGAUAUCCGCUGGAUUGACUGCCUGGCCAUUGGCUGACACUAUUGGAACAAAUUCUGAGCGACUGCUAUGGCGCCAGAGGCCAUUCACCCUCAUACGCUGUCCCAGUGUGAUUUAGCGCGGGCAAGGUUACACCUGUCCACAGUGAAGAUACCUGCACAUAGUGAGGGCUUACCUGUGACCGCCGAACGACCACCAGAUCCCAGGACCAUGGUGUCGCUUCGGUUUCCCAUGUUUGGUGAUCUCCGGCAGUAUCUGUGGGGAGCAUUUCAGAGAGUCCUCCAUCGCUUUUGGGUCGUCAAGGAACUUCUCAGCGGCACGAAAGUCUUCCUGUUUUUGUGUAGCGGCUACCGAAAAACCAUGAAGGGCGACACAGAAAAGAGCAUUGUGGGCCAGGCCGGAGUGGGGCAGCCCGGAGAGGAGGUGGAGAGGGGAGACAAGACUUCCGCCAGCAUGCUGGAGACCCUGGGAGAGGUCCUAAAGAGGAGGACUAUGGAGGUGGAGCAGGAGGAGAGGGGAGCAGUAGCUGAGGACCUGGAGGAGUCCGCAGAUGAGGAGGAUGAUGAAUAUCAGGUAGAAGAGGAAGAGUCAGACUGGGUGGAGUGGGAAUCUGAGGAUGAGGAUGAAGAUAAAGAUGCUCUUCAUCAGCAGACCCUCCCCACUGGUCCCUGUGCAGGGAUAUCUUUCUCUCUGAACUCAAAGCAAGCAAGUGAUGACGAGGAAGAGGCAGAAAGUGAUAAUGAUGAUGAUGAUGACGACGAUGAUGAAGAAGACUCUGAUUGGUCAGAUGGCACUGAUGAUGACUCAGAAGCAUCUGCGGAGAGUGUGGAACUCUGGGAGUCUUUCCUCCACAGCAGCGACCCAUACAACCCUCUCAGCUUCUCUUCCUGUACCUCACCUGCCAAGCCAUCUUACAACACACACACCUCACCAGCCAGAGAGGAGAGGAGGCCAGAGGAUCAAGAGGAAGACAGGAGAGUAGACAAACAACAUUCCACUCAUGAAGUACAACAAAACAAGAAGGUGCGCUUUAGCGACGAGGUGAAAGUACGCCCCCUAGUGGCCUGGGCCUUCGCCAGCAGGGCAGCCCGGGACGGCUCGUACUGGAUGCAGAUGGUCCGAGACCGCGAUCGCUUCCACAGAAGAGUGGAGGAGGCUGGGAAAGUCAUCAGCCCGUGUCUGAGUCACAAGCACAGAUGCCUGGUGUGGGAGAGACUCCAGACGCACUCCGCACUGUAGAAUAUUGUAGUAUGAUUAUAACAGAACCAUUUUUUAAAUGUAGAGUAACAUUUUGAUAUGUAUGUUCAUAUGCAAGAUUGUCUUUCAUAGCUCUUCUGAGAGCUCUCUUUUGAAAUGUAUGGUGUGAAUCUUUAUAUGGUGCUUAUCUUUAUUUGUUCAAGAAUGCUAGACCUAGUUGGGUUUUGUUAUUUAUUAUUUAAUAUUUGUUAAUUCAGUUUUGUGGUUGGUUUAACACUGGUUAUUUGCACAUACUUUUCUAUAUCCAAUAAACAUAUUUUUGUACUAGUA